GGAUCAGGGCGAAGCGGUUUCGAGUCUCGGCUCCUCUCCUGGAAAACUUCCCACACCGACCGGCCAGCUCCCAGUAACAGGGCAGAGGAUUGAGACCUCUUAAACUGGGGUAAAGGGUGUCCGGGUCUGGGGUCUCUCUGGGUUUUGGAGUCUGGAGAAGGUUGCUAGGUGGGCCUGGGGUCUCUGUCUCGGUUCUGGGUCUCCGGGUUGGAUUUGGAAAUUCUCUCAGUUUAAGGUUGUAUCUGGGCUAGGUUUUGGGGGUCUUUCUUUGCCUGGUUUGGAAGAGUCUCUGGCUUUAAGGGGCAUAUUUGGGGUCUCUGGGUUUAAGGUCGGGUCUGGGUUUUGGGGUCUCUGGGUGUCCGCUUUUGAGAUUUCUGGGUCGUGUUUUGCGGAGUCUGUGUGGGGUCCCUAGUUUUGAGAGUCGGGUCUGGUGUCUCUGAGAGAGCUAGAUUUUUGGGGUCGGGUCUGGGGUCUCUGGGCUGGGUUUUGGGGGUCCCUGGGCGGCGCUCCUGUCCAGUGAGAUGUGGGGCUGGUUGCGUGCGGGUCUGAGGGGAGCCCAGGGGAGGUAGGUCCCCGGACCGGGAGCUGGAGAUAUGAACAAUGUGAGCGGCAAUGGGACGGAGCCGGGUUCCCAGUCCCCGGGACAUGAUUUCCCGGCUCUGAUUUUGGGCACUUUCCUCAUCCUCCUGAUCACCGCCGGGAAUUUGCUGGUUUGCCUCAGUGUCUGGACCGAAAAACCGCUCAGGACAACAACCAACUACUUCAUCGUCAGUCUCGCCGUGUCCGACCUCCUGCUGGCCAUCCUCGUCCUCCCACUGUAUGUCUACUCGGAGUUCCAGGGUGGAGUCUGGACCCUUGGCCCAGGUCUCUGUGAUUAUCUCAUGACUAUGGAUGUGAUGCUGUGCACGGCGUCGAUUUUCAAUCUGUGUUCCAUCAGUGUGGAUAGGUUUAUCGCUGUAUUGAUCCCGUUGAAUUACAACAGGAAACACGUUGAUCUCCGACAGAUGGUCCUGAUCUCCAUGACCUGGAUCUUGGCGUUUGCUGUUGCCUCACCUAUUGUCUUUGGCCUGAACAAUGUUCCUGGCAGAGAUCAGACUGUGUGUCAAUUAGAGGAUGACAAUUAUAUCAUUUAUUCUUCUGUCUGCUCCUUCUUUCUCCCCUGCCCAAUAAUGCUCCUCUUGUAUUGUGGAAUGUUCCGGGGCCUCAGACGAUGGGAGGAAGCACGGAAACGCAAGCUAAGACAUAACUUGCAUGGGUUCAAGAAGAUUAACGGGGACCCCUCAGAGCGGCAAAGUCCUCCUCCAUUAAUAGAACGAAAUCCGCCACACAUCAAACGUGAAGAACUGCAUCUCUUUCCAAAGUCAGACUGUGAUUUAUCGAGACAGUUCGUGGACCGGUCCAUGCAAACCAUAACUUUUUCAGAAGUCAAGUACAUUCAGUCGCACCCAGCGAACAGGAGGAAGCGUGCAAAGAUUAAUGGAAGAGAACGCAAAGCAAUGAAAGUGUUGCCCAUUAUUGUAGGUGCUUUUCUCUUUUGUUGGACUCCAUUUUUUGUGGUUCAUAUAACAAGAGCAACUUGUAAGUCCUGCCACAUCUCAUCUCAUCUCCUCAGCAUCGUAACGUGGCUCGGAUAUGUCAACAGUGCUGUCAAUCCCAUCAUCUACACCAUCUUCAACAUGGAAUUCAGGAACUUCUUCAGGAAAGUUUUGCACCCCUGUUGUUGACGUGAAAC
This is a messenger RNA of Carcharodon carcharias (great white shark), 1732 nucleotides long. Its product is annotated as D(4) dopamine receptor-like. The coding region runs from base 594 to 1724 and encodes 376 amino acids. The record is from RefSeq and is a predicted model, not a curated record. Gene Ontology annotation, biological process: adenylate cyclase-inhibiting dopamine receptor signaling pathway; adenylate cyclase-activating adrenergic receptor signaling pathway. NCBI's taxonomy places the organism in Eukaryota, Metazoa, Chordata, Chondrichthyes, Lamniformes, Lamnidae. The transcript is spliced from 4 exons. Gene Ontology annotation, cellular component: plasma membrane. Gene Ontology annotation, molecular function: dopamine neurotransmitter receptor activity, coupled via Gi/Go; G protein-coupled receptor activity.